Thlaspi arvense is the source of this 306-nucleotide messenger RNA. Lineage: Eukaryota; Viridiplantae; Streptophyta; Magnoliopsida; Brassicales; Brassicaceae. The record is from the annotation of a GenBank genome assembly.
AUGCUUAGAACCCCUCUAUCCUACUUGAAGCACCGCAUUGAUGAGAUAAAUGCAGAGACAUUCAAGUAUUGCUAUACUAUGAUUGAAGGGGAUGCCUUGACUGGUAAGCUAGAGAAGAUCACUUAUGAGAUUCAGCUUAUGGCUUCCCCGGCUGGCGGUACCAUUGCCAAGACCACAAGAAAAUACUAUCCCUUGGAUGGUGUUGAGACAAGUGAAGAGGAGAUCAAGACUGGCCAGGAAAGAUCCAGAGCCAUGUUCAAGGUUUUGGAAGACUACCUCAUCAAAAACCCAGAAGCAUAUGCUUAG